Gavialis gangeticus (Gharial) is the source of this 908-nucleotide messenger RNA. Its product is annotated as chondroadherin-like protein. Gene Ontology annotation, cellular component: plasma membrane. The record is from RefSeq and is a predicted model, not a curated record. NCBI's taxonomy places the organism in Eukaryota, Metazoa, Chordata, Crocodylia, Gavialidae. The transcript is spliced from 2 exons. The coding region runs from base 51 to 908 and encodes 285 amino acids. Gene Ontology annotation, molecular function: protein binding.
GGAUCCGCCCCAGAGCCAGCUGCAUUCGGGGCCGGGAAGGGUGAGCACUCAUGCCGGGCUCCCCUUGCCAGGGAGAUGUUGGCACCACUUCUCCCCUGCCCUGCGCUGCAGGUCGGCGGGCCGCACUCUGGGCCCGGCUGCUGCUCGCGGUGGGCCUGGCGCUGGGGGCCGAGGAGGACGCCUGUGACUGCGGCGCAGCUCUGGACUACGAGGCUUUCCGGGCAGCUCCCGCCCCCGCUGCCUGCUGCCUGAACUUCACCGGCUCGGCCGUGGGGCUCCUGGCCUGGGCCGCGCUGGGGCAGGUGCAGGGCCUGCGGGAGCUGCACCUGGCGCGCUGCGGCAUCGCGGCCGUCUCCGGCGCGGCCACCGGCCCCCCGGCCCUGGAGGUGCUGCGCUUGGGCCGCAACCGGCUGCAGACGCUGCCCGAUGGCUUCCUGGCGGACGCCCCCCGGCUCCGCGUCCUGGACUUGGAGGGCAACCGGCUGCGGGCGCUGCCCGGCUCCUUCCUCCGGGCCUCGGCGGGGAUCCAGGAGGUCUCGCUGGGCUUCAACGCGCUGACCGCGCUGCCCGCCGGCGUCUUCCAGCCGUCCCUGCGCCGCCUGGGUCUGGCCAACAACAGCUGGCACUGCAGCUGUGCCCUGCUCUCCGGCCUGCGACGGCUGCCCCAAGCCGUGUCCGACGGCGCGUCACGGUGCCGCACGCCGGAGCGCCGCGCGGGCGGCCUGGGGACGGAGCCCGCGGGCGAGGAGCCGGCCGGUGGCCCCGAGGCGGAGAGGCUGAGCAUGAGCGAGGUGCUGCGGGACUCGGCCGCCCGCGAGAAGCUGUACCGGAGCCAGGCGGCCGAGUACUACAGCCUGGUGCCCGGCCUGGAGCCGGACGACUCGUACGAGAGCGUGGAGCUGGGCUGA